CCCCCAACCCCCACCCGGCUUUGCUCAGCGGUGCUCACGCCUGCUGGGCGUGGGGCGCGGGCCGGGUGCUGAGCGGGGCUCCGGGGCGCUCGCUCCAGCUGCCGCUGCGGAUAUGUCGGGUCCGCGCGCGGGAUUCUACCGGCAGGAGCUGAACAAAACAGUAUGGGAGGUGCCGCAGCGGCUGCAGGGCCUACGCCCGGUGGGCUCCGGCGCCUACGGCUCGGUCUGCUCAGCCUACGACGCGCGUCUGCGCCAGAAGGUGGCUGUGAAGAAGCUGUCUCGCCCUUUCCAAUCUCUGAUCCAUGCAAGGAGGACCUACCGGGAGCUACGCCUACUCAAACACCUGAAGCACGAGAACGUGAGAGGGCGGGCCAGUGGUGUAGGGAUUGAGCAACGGACCCCGCCCGGUGGGGGCGGGAGCGAAGUGGGUGGGGUGGGGCCUCUAGAGGGUACGCCUCCGUAUAGGCGGGGCCCAGAUCAGUGGGGCGUUGCCUACAGCUGUGCUGUGGUCCCGCCUCGGUUCCCUGUCCAGAUCAUAGGGCUUCUGGACGUCUUCACGCCGGCCACAUCCAUCGAGGAUUUCAGCGAAGUGUACCUGGUGACCACCCUGAUGGGCGCUGACCUGAAUAACAUCGUCAAGUGUCAGGCACUGAGCGAUGAACAUGUUCAGUUCCUCGUCUACCAGCUGCUACGUGGGCUGAAGUAUAUCCACUCGGCAGGCAUCAUCCACCGGGACCUGAAGCCCAGCAAUGUAGCGGUGAAUGAAGACUGUGAGCUUAGGAUCCUGGACUUUGGGCUAGCGCGCCAGGCGGAUGAGGAGAUGACUGGAUAUGUGGCCACACGUUGGUACCGGGCGCCGGAGAUCAUGCUGAACUGGAUGCACUACAACCAGACAGUGGACAUCUGGUCUGUGGGCUGCAUCAUGGCUGAGCUGAUUCAAGGAAAGGCCCUCUUUCCUGGAAACGACUACAUUGACCAGCUGAAGCGAAUCAUGGAGGUGGUGGGCACACCCAGCCCUGAGGUUCUGGCGAAGAUAUCAUCAGAGCAUGCCCGGACAUACAUCCAGUCUCUGCCCCCCAUGCCCCAGAAGGACCUCAGCAGUGUCUUCCACGGAGCCAACCCUCUGGCUGUAGACCUCCUUGGAAGGAUGCUGGUGCUAGACAGUGACCAAAGGGUCAGUGCAACUGAAGCCUUGGCCCAUGCAUACUUCAGCCAGUACCAUGACCCUGAUGAUGAGCCAGAGGCUGAGCCCUAUGAUGAAAGUGUUGAGGCCAAGGAGCGCACAUUGGAGGAGUGGAAGGAGCUAACUUACCAGGAAGUCCUUAGCUUCAAGCCCCUGGAGCCAUCACAACUACCUGGCACCCAUGAGAUUGAACAGUGAGGCAUUGUCUGAGGGGGGAGGCUUGAACCCUCUUUCCUGGCUCUCUCAAGUUUUUCUCAAAAGGUGCCUCUCAGGCAGCCCUGACACUUAACCUGGGACCCCUUGCCUUGAGAGUACUCUACAACACACACACACACACACACACACACACACACACACACACACACACGAAUGUGUACAUAUGCCUGCCAUUAUGUGUUGGAGCCUGGGCGGUAGUGUUUCUGGGCCUACCUUGGUCCACCCAGGUUCUCCUUGGGACCUCAGUGUGUGGGAUCUGAGUGUGUCCCUGUCUGGAUCACUUCAGCUCUUGAGAACUAUCUGGAUUGGGAGGGAGGCAAAUGGAGCCAUGGCCCCUGGAGACUCAGGGGGUGGGAGUCACAGUGGUUGGAGCAGCUCAACCUGGAAGUGUGUGGCUGAGAGCUGAGGCAGGGCCAGUGCCCCCAUCCAGUGGGGUGGAGUUUCCCCUGGUGGUGGCAAGGCAAAGACCAUCACCAGAUAUCUAAUCUGAAAAGUCGGCUGCAGCUUUGUUUGCCUGUGACAUGUGGGCAAAUGGGCAUGAAUGCAUACUACUGGUACGCACAUCAGAGCACAUGCAGGCAUGUGCUGGUGUGUAUGAGCACCUAAGGGUCAGCAGCCAUUUCUGGUAGGGCACCUAAGAUGGAGACACUCUUGCCUCCCCUCCCCCAAGUUCCUGUUGCCUAAUGGGUCUUGAGACCCAGCUGUGAACUAGACUACUGCUCUGAGAGGUGCCAAGAUCCAUUCGUCUGAUCGAAAACCAGGACUUUGUGCUAGGGUGUAGGGUUGCUGCAGGAUCCUGGGCACAAGGACACAAGGCCAGCUGGGAAUCUGGUGAAGUGGGGGGGUCUAAUCUCAAGGAUGCUAGGUGGACAGCACCCAUGGAUGUGAACUUGGACGUUCUUGCCCCUGGACCUUGGUUCAAAGCUGACAAAUGUCUGCCCAUAUUCUACCUCCACCUACCCUUGUAUAGCUGCUACAGCUGGUGUGCUGUGGUCAGUGAGUCACCCCAUAUCUCCCUUUUCCCCAGAGAGGAGCUGACCAAGUAACUUUUGAGGUAGGACCCUGUUUGAAGACAUGUUGGGGGUGUGGCUCCUCCCUGAAGAUACGGUGAUCUCUUGCUGUCGGGGAUCAGGGGGCUCAGAAUGUCAAGUGCCUGCACCAAGGGUGCACAAUAAAGGGGUUUUCCUCUU
Molecule: messenger RNA, 2589 nt
Organism: Mesocricetus auratus (golden hamster)
Lineage: Eukaryota; Metazoa; Chordata; Mammalia; Rodentia; Cricetidae
Gene: Mapk11
Product: mitogen-activated protein kinase 11
Exons: 11
Coding region: 113-1381 (422 amino acids)
Biological process (GO): intracellular signal transduction; protein phosphorylation
Cellular component (GO): nucleus; cytoplasm
Molecular function (GO): ATP binding; MAP kinase activity
Source: RefSeq, a predicted model, not a curated record